GGAACAAAAUCGUCCGUCGUCAUACCUCGUGCGUUUUCCGAUGAGGAAGUUCCGGAUCGAGCUCGUGAACAGGAAGCAUUAGCCGCGCUUUCGGCCGCUAAAAUAAGCAGACGUUCAGGGAACGCUAAAAAGGCAAAAUCGAUUAUUGAACAUGCCGUCGCAUUGGCUCCGCAUCAUCCCGACAUUCUAACGGAAUAUGGACUCUUCCAUGAAGUACUUACAUCAGAUCUUUGCUACGCGAGAGCUUUGACAUUUGAUCCACACCACACGGAGGCUCUUGUGAGCAGGAAACGGACGUUGCCUCUUGUCAGUGCUAUGGAUGCUAAGUUGCUACAGCGUAUUGACAAGUAUCGUGAUGAAUUUGCACGUUUACCGUUAACAUCAACGAUGAAGAGAGCAAUGCGAGAAAGCUAUUUUCUGCACAUUUAUCACACUGUAGCAAUUGAAGGGAAUACUCUGACAUUAGGGCAAACCCGGUCUAUACUGGAAUCUGGUGCUGCUGUUGCUGGAAAAAGCAUUCUUGAGCAUAACGAAGUAAUUGGUAUGGACGCGGCUCUCCGAUUCUUGAAUCAUUCUCUCCUUCUGAUGAAUGAAAUCACUGUAGAUGAUCUUCUAGAAAUGCACAGAAGAGUUCUUGGAAAUGCCAAUCCAAUCGAUGCGGGACGGAUCCGAACUACACAGGUGUUUGUUGGGCGGUUCACACCUGUAGCCCCUGAGUACGUAAGGGAGCAGCUGGAAGAGCUUGUCGAUUGGCUGAAUGAUCCAUCAACUACGGAAAUGAGUCCUGUAGAGAAAGCAGCCAUUGCACAUUAUAAACUUGUUGUUGUGCAUCCAUUUGUUGAUGGAAAUGGCAGAACAGCGCGUCUUUUGCUGAACUUGAUUUUGAUGCAAGCAGGUUUUCCGCCCGUGAUCUUACCGGUAGAAUCGCGAGCAGAGUACUAUGCAACUCUCCACACUGCUAACCUUGGAGAUCUACGCCCGUUUGUGCGAUACGUUGCACGACAUACGGAGAAUACCCUCAAGUUCUACAUCGGUUCAUCGGAGAUAUGUGUCGGAGGUAGUUGUACCGACCAUGAACUCAAUGGUGAAGAGUCCGAACGAAUACAACCAUAG
Messenger RNA from Angiostrongylus costaricensis, 1113 nucleotides. Lineage: Eukaryota; Metazoa; Nematoda; Chromadorea; Rhabditida; Metastrongylidae. The record is from the annotation of a GenBank genome assembly.